Molecule: messenger RNA, 1570 nt
Organism: Biomphalaria glabrata
Lineage: Eukaryota; Metazoa; Mollusca; Gastropoda; Planorbidae
Exons: 4
Coding region: 723-1319 (198 amino acids)
Biological process (GO): regulation of apoptotic process; signal transduction
Molecular function (GO): death domain binding; protease binding
Source: RefSeq, a predicted model, not a curated record
UAUAUGUUUUGUUUUUAGGUCAACCUGUUGUGUCCUGCAAUGACUUGGGGAGGAUUAUCUAUUGGCUACCAAAGCUUAUUAGGCUCUCCCUCAAAUAGAUAAUAUCUGGAUUUAAUUUAUUAAUGGCCUUAUGUCUCAAAAUAGCUUAGACCUAAAUAAGUACUACGGUAAUGCCUUACUGGGAUUAGCACCAUCAGUUUCUAAGCAGAGCUGAUCAGUGAUAGAUUCCUUCGAUGUGGACCAUGUGAAAAUGACUAAAAUCUGUCUGUCUUGACAUGGCGUAAAAAGAAAAUGAUAUAAAUAAAUAAAAAAUAGAUUAUAACACUUUUGAAACACCAUACUUUUCACAAAAUUUUAAGAUUAUAACACUUUUAAAACACCAUACUUCUCGUGUGUUCGAUAAGUUCUUAAUAUGUUCGAUAAGAUAAAGGUAAAACAGUGUUUGAUAAUUUAAGCUUUUGAAAUCAUCGACCUGACCCACUUUAACAUCAAAUAUAAGUUUAACUAUGAGUAGUAAUAGAAUAAAACAUGUCUACUUUUUAAGAAAAAUGGAUGAGGAGUUCACAGAUACAAUCAGUUUUUUCUAGGACUAAUUUUUACGGAGAUACACAAAUUCAAACAUACAAAAUGUCGGCGAAUGAGCUUAACUUGUUCGAUAAACUAAUGUAUAGUGUUGAAAAGCUAGAUCGUCUUUUUAAUUGGAGAUUGAGCCUCUAAAAGAAAUGUCAGCAUCAUAUUCGGAAUCAUCAUUGAGCUAUGACUCUGAAUCUAAAAUACAACAAAACUGGAUCUUUCUUCUAGAUGAAUUAGAUGAAGCUGAUAUUGUGGACCAUUUGUUUGAAGCCAGGGAGAUAACUAGGGAUCAGAUUGAUGAGAUAGAGUCCAAGCCAACCAAAAGAAAAAAGACUGAAGCCUUGCUAAAAUUUAUUUUACAGAAAAAGAAGCAAAAACUGUAUGAUGUAUUUGUUGAGACCCUCAAAAUUGACUAUAUUCAUGUUGUAGAUAAACUAAAUGCAACUAAAGUAAUACCUGCUGAACCAAAAGUAGCACCUUAUGACUGGUUUAAAGACAUACCUGUUAGUAAAAAACAACUUGCUUUACGAGAAAGUGAUGCUAGCAGAUUCUCUAAUUGUUUUGGUUCUGGAUGGGAAGCCAUCAUGUACAGUCUGGGCAUUAAAAAAACUGAGCUGGAACUAGAGCUUGAAAAUGUUGGUCACAGAAAUAAACAGACAAUAACAAAUCUGAUCAUUAGAUGGAAACAGAGAAAUGGGAAAAGUGCAACUCUUGAAAAAUUUAUGAACACUGUGAUCAAUAUGUGAGCGUGAUAAAACAUAGCCAAGGCCUUUUCGCUAACAUUAAACGAGGACAGUUUUCUUAGUAGUCGUAAUCUUUGCUGCCCUUUUUUGCUGAUAUAAUCAGUAUUUGCAGUAAAAUUUAGUUUAUUGUCUAGGAUAGUACCAAGGUAUUUAAAGGUUUGCACAAUUUCAAUAGUCUCUCCAGCUACAGAAACAAUAUCAUUUUCCUUCUUGUCCCUGCGAAAAUCGAUUAUCAUUUCUUUGGGUUUUUUUUA